Vavraia culicis subsp. floridensis is the source of this 1027-nucleotide messenger RNA. RefSeq names its product AGC/PKA protein kinase. The record is from RefSeq and is a predicted model, not a curated record. NCBI's taxonomy places the organism in Eukaryota, Fungi, Microsporidia, Pleistophoridae. Bases 1 to 924 code for a protein of 307 amino acids. Gene Ontology annotation, molecular function: protein kinase activity; ATP binding. Gene Ontology annotation, biological process: protein phosphorylation. The transcript has a single exon.
AUGUUCGAACUGUCAAAGCUAAAAAUUAUACGUACGAUAGGUGUGGGCACAUUUGGCCGGGUGUAUCUCACAGAGUACAACUCAAAAUACUAUGCUUUGAAGGCGGUUAGCACAUCCACCCUCCUAAAAUUAAAGCAAAAGGAUCAUCUGAACGAAGAAAGAAAAACCCUCUACGAACUUUUUUUCUGUAAGUAUUUCGUCAAGCUAAUCUUCAGCUUCAAGACAUCCAGAUCAUAUUUUCUGGUUUUGGAGUACGUGGGCGGUGGAGAGCUUUUUUAUUGGCUGAGGAAGCGCGGACCUUUUAAAUUGAAAGAUGCUCGUUUUUACGCUGCAGAGAUUACGCUGGCACUAGAAUACCUGUUUAGCAAAAAUUUGCUUUAUAGAGACUUGAAACCAGAAAACAUCUUGCUGACAGAAAAGGGUCACAUAAAGCUGGUCGACCUAGGAUUUGCCAAGAAAUUGAACACGCUUACAUUUACGCUCUGCGGAACACCGGAAUAUAUGGCACCUGAAAAACUUAAAUCUGAAGGAUACGGUCAAUCCUCAGACCUUUGGUCGCUUGGCAUUCUUAUUUAUGAGAUGCUGAAGGGCAUGCCGCCAUUUUACAGCAAGACACCGUACCUCAUCUACCAAAAGAUCCUCACCGAAACACCUAAUUACAGCGAUAUGGAUCUGAUCGCGGUUGAUCUUACUGAACAACUCCUGGAGAAAGAUCCGAAGAAGCGACUCUCGGAUAUCGAUAAAAUCAAGAAGCAUCCGUUCUUCGGUAAAAUAUUCGAUGUUAUUGACACAAUUGAACCGCCAAUUAUUCCUAAGCUGAGUUGUGCGGGUGACAGUCAGUACUUUAUUGAAUAUAGUGAAGAGAAAGGAGAUGAUACGAUAGAAGAAAAGAAUAGAGUUAAAUUGUAUUAUAGUUUUGAAUGAAACCGUGUGCUUAAACAAAUCUUACAAGGAGUAUUGCAGAGGAGAUUUCUUACAAUUUUAAUAGAAGCGCGUUUACCCACAAUUAAAGAAUUUAUUCUGCCGA